UGUCAACGUCAAAAUUAAUCAAAUUCGUAAACGAGAAGGGUGUUUGGUGGGCGAUUUCGAUGUUUUCUAUUUAAAAUAGUUAUUUACAUCGAUUGCUUAACAAGAACCAACUUUUAGAUUAAUCCAGAUCCGACGAAAAUAUUAUUUCUGUUUACUUUGAUCCGAUAGAGUGCUUGUCAGUGGGUAGUAACUAUGGAAGAAGUGGAUUCUAUUAUAUUGCAUUUCCUUCGCUCAUUAAAUAUCAAUAUCAAUGAUGAGAUCAAGAAUAUUAACGAAUUGCCUGUUCACAUCAUCAUUGAGUCAGCAUCAACAUGUUUAAGUGCAAUUAAUCCGUCUAUAAAAGUAACCAAGAACUUGCCAUCUGGCAUAUCUCAUAGGAUAGAAGUUGCUUCUCAAAUAGCAUCUGUUUGUAAGGACUUAGGCUACAAGAAUGAUGUAGGUUAUCAAACCUUCUUGUACCACAAUGAAUGUGAGCUUAGACAAGUGUUUAUGUUUUUGAUUGAAAGGCUACCUAAUGAAGGCAAACAGGUGUCUGCAAGCUUACCCUCGGCUAACAAGAAAUCUUUGCUCAAACAAGACAUCAGCAACAAAAUUGCAGAAGAAUUAAAAUCUAUUUGGAUCCCACCUUGCUGUAAACCUAAUUCUAAUAAGAUUGGAGACUUUAGUACUAUAGGUGUGAAUACAUCUUACAGUCAGAUAAAUUUGAGUGAUGAACAAGUAAUAGAAAAGCUACUAAAAAUAAAAGAGCUAAGCAAAACUAGUGUGUCCCUGAAAUCAAGUGAACCAGUCAAGGAACCAAGUACAGAUGAACAGACUGUUGUUGAAAAGCCUGCAGUAAAACAAGAUCCAAACAAGAGUCUUAAAGAAUUAAAAGAAAUGGCAAUUGUAUUGAGACAGAAAUUAGACACUCUUGAGAGUGAGAAGAAUGUUAUGGAAGUUGAAUAUUCUCAGGCACAAAAAUCGUUUGAAAAAGCUGAAGCAGAUUUGAAAAAUGUCCACAACAUUCUCACAAGUAUUGGUGUAACUGAUGUUGAUGCUGAUGGUGUUACGGAUGGUUUGAUAGAAAAAGUACAAAAGAACAUCAACAGCUUACACAGGCAGAGUGAAGAAUUAACUUCCAGGAACCUCUCUCUAAUGGUUGAAAUAGAUAAAAUUACCAGCAGUAUGGACAUGAUGGAAUCUGAAAGGAGCAGAUGUAAAAAGAUUUUGACCACUUUAAAAGAAACAGCAAAGGCAUUGAAAGAAGAAUGUGAGAAGAAAGAAAUUUUGGGCAGUCAAUUGAAGGAGAGUUAUGGGAAACUGAGAGGUGGCAAUAAGAGAUCAAUUUAUACAAAACGUAUUUUGGAGAUAAUAAGCAAUGUUGAUAAACAAAACAUGGAAAUAAAGAAGAUAUUGGAUGACACAAGACAGUUACAAAAAGAAAUAAAUACUUUGGAAGGUCAAUUAGACAGAUGCUUCUCAAUAGCUGAUGAAACUCUCUUCAGGGAUGCUAAAAAGGAUGACCAAGCAAAGAAGGCAUACAAACUUCUAGCUCUUUUACAUUCAGAGUGCAAUACAAUUGUAUCACUUGUCAACGAUACUGGCACUUUGGCAAGGGACAUUGUUGAUUUAGAAGAAAAUAUUAAGACUGAGACUGCCAAGAGAACUGAAGAUACUCUGAGGAAAAUACAGCUUGAUCUCACCAGGAUCCAGGAAGAAGCUUAAGCAUUUAUAUAUGUGCUUCUUGCCUUAUUUAAAAUUACAUUACAUAAUUAUUAUUUGUAUCAUUCCAUAUUAAUACUAAUGGUAGCAAUACAAAGUGUAUCAAAUAACACACUUAAAUUAUAUAUCUCAUGUAAAUUAUAUUAAAGUUUUAAUAUAUUGUAUAAAUUAAUGUUCAAUAAAAUAACCAUCUAUGUAA
Spodoptera frugiperda (fall armyworm) is the source of this 1900-nucleotide messenger RNA. RefSeq names its product coiled-coil domain-containing protein 22 homolog. Gene Ontology annotation, molecular function: cullin family protein binding. Gene Ontology annotation, biological process: positive regulation of ubiquitin-dependent protein catabolic process. The record is from RefSeq and is a predicted model, not a curated record. The transcript has 8 exons. NCBI's taxonomy places the organism in Eukaryota, Metazoa, Arthropoda, Insecta, Lepidoptera, Noctuidae. Bases 193 to 1704 code for a protein of 503 amino acids.